Messenger RNA from Podarcis lilfordi (Lilford's wall lizard), 40295 nucleotides. NCBI's taxonomy places the organism in Eukaryota, Metazoa, Chordata, Lepidosauria, Squamata, Lacertidae. The record is from the annotation of a GenBank genome assembly.
GUGUGUGCGGAGAAGGGGGGGAGUGGGGGAUGGGGGCGCUGCCAGGUCCGUCUUUCCCCUGCCGUGUCCCCUUUUCUCAGCUCGGCGCAGACGCCAUGUUGGUUUGAAAGGAAGAUGACAACAGGCGGCUGCGGGAGCGGCGGCGGCGGCGGCGGGCGGCGAAGGGUAGCCGAGAGCGGCUCUCUCUGAGGGGCGGGGAGGGGUGGAAAAGAGAAGCCGAACUAUUUCGCUCUUCGCCCCUCUUUUCCUCAGAAGCGCCGGCUUCCGAGGGAGGAAAGAGAAGGGCGAGCAGCCCCGCCGCGUCAGCUGAGGGGGGUUUCCGCUAACCGCCUGCUGCCGAGGGAGCCCCUGGAGGACGGCGAGGAAGAGGCGGCGAAGGGUCUGGAGAGAGAGGAGCGGCGGCGGCGGCGGCGGCGAUGAGGAGAACAGAGACCUGAGGAAGGAGAGGCGGAGGGGGCGGCGAGCGCUGCUGCUGCUAGAAGAGGCGACUGCAGUUUAAAUCCCCCCUUGAGCUGCUGCUGCUGCCGCCGCCGCCGCUGCAGUUUGAGGGGGGAGAGUGUCGUUUCUUUUGACGCCCCCCUCCUUUCCCCCCACCUCCGCCCUCCUUCCCCGUUCGGGUGUUUUGUUCUGGUUGUUGGUUUGUUUGUUUUUUUGCAAAAAAAAGAAUAAACGUCUAAAGGGAACCGAGAGGACCGAGAAGAGCCCGCCCCAGUCUCUCCCUCAGCCUUCCUUCACUUGGAGAGAAUCGGUGGGUGGAAACGAAAAAAAUAAAAUAAAAAACCACCCCCAACAACUUCGGCUCCAGGGAAAGAGGAAGGUCGCCUUACUUCUCUCUCUGCUCGGAGUGCCUGCCUGCCUGUCGCUCGUUUUAAUGAGGAGGUGACUCGGGCGCAGAACUAUCCUCUGAAUCAUCCUCGUCAUUCAUUAUUGGUCUAGGCUGGAGAGGAAGAGCGAGAGGGGGAAGAGAGAAAAAGCCUGUACACAAUUCAUGCCCUUGUGUAUUUCUUUCUGGUCUACCUGGCACCGCUGGUGUUGGUGUUUGUGCUGCUGACGACAAGGAUCUGCUGCCAUCUCUGGUUUCCCUGGUGUUUCCGAUCGAGCCUUUCAACACCAGUUCCUCUUUGGAUUUUGAUCCCCUCGAUCCACAGUUUCCUUGCCGUAGUUUAGGCGAAAAUAAAUCUCAGAACUUAACAGACGCACACCAAAGAUUGGUUAGCUGGAAGGUCGUCUUGGCUGGCUGGCUUUUUUCUAAAAAAGAAAUAUUAUUCUGUACUUUUUGAAACCAUCAGGGUAAUAUCAAGAUGUCUAGCAGUGUUCCAUCUGAUAUGGUAAGUUCACGUUGACUUUGUUUUCAGAAUUAUAGUGGGGAACUGAGGUGCCCUUUUGGAACAAGAUAGAUGUGAGAGUGAGAACCAUCUCUGUUGUACUAGAGUGAAUUAUCAGUUUCAUUACUGUAUUUGACUUUUAAAAAUGUUUUAGAUUCUAGCAAGGGAAAAAAUGGGAUACAACAUGAAAUGAAACUACUUUUUUUAUCAGUGGUUCUGCACUUAAAGCUAGUUUUAAAUCCUGCCAUUUUCUUUCAACUUCCCUUCAUUCUUUUUUACUACUUGGCUGAAAUGGGUUAAUAUUCUUUAACAGUUCCAGAAGGCCAUCAUUAGACAUUGUAUCUUGGGGACAAGAGUUCUCUACACUCCAGCACUUCUUAUGCCAGGCCCUUUUUUGAAUUGAUAUCGGACACCCUAUUUCAGUAAAGUGUCAUGCCAGUAACCUAUCUGGACUGUUUUGAAAUCGAGAGAAAGAGGAAAGAAUAUAGAUUUGAGAGGGGACUGCCUACAAUGUAUACUAAGAACAAGCAAGUCUGGAUCUGUGAAUUAUUUUGAAAUGGAGAUAAAGUUAACUUGAUUGUCCCUUUAUGUACUGCAUAUAUGUUUUUUCUUAUGCAUGAGUGAAUUUUCUCAUAUGUCCUAAAUAUAUAUGUCAUGCCAUUUAAAGAUAAACGGUUAUGGUUUCUGAGCCCUAAUGUGCCAUUCAUGCUCUGUAUAUGUGUCUAAUUAAGCUUUCAGGGCCACAGUCUAUGCUUGGCAUUAACAUGGUUGUUUUUGGCUCUGCAUAACAGGAAAACAGUAAUUUGUGACAAAGGCACUACUUUAAUAACAUUUAUCUGUAGCUUAAUAAAGCAUUUUGCUCCAAGUAACUUUGGCAAAAUAUUGGGGAGGGGAAAUCACAAACAAUAUAAAGCAUAUUGUUGAUUCUCAUGUGCUAAUCCUUUUAUUUGAUGCUUUUCUUUUGGGCUUGUAGCAGAUUCUUAGCUCUGAUUGAUUUGCUUCUGAUAUCUGUUCAGCUUCAAAGCAUUUUAAAAAAUGUAUUCAGUAAUAAAACAACAAUAAAAUAAUCACUAAAAGCUGUAGCUAUGAUCCAGUCAAGAAAAAGAACCUUUUAGGCUGCAGUCUAGUACACACUUACCUGGGAGUAAUUCUCAUUGACAUAAAUGGGAUUUGUUUGACCGUGGACAUACACUGAUAACAUUGGGAAAGUUAAGCAUAAGCUUAAAUUUAACUUCCAUUGAAAUCAAUGGAACUUAUAUGUAUUUAAUGUGGACUGAAUGCCAUAUGGGUUUGCUGAUGCAUCAUCGUCAGUAAAAUCUAGUUUUGAAACAAACAUUAAUUCUGUUUUGUUGACUUCAACUGUUUUGUUGACUUCUGCUGAAGGCUCUGAGCUUUCGGUAUGGACUUUGUAUCUUAAUAAAUAGGUUGGUGGUCAGUUUGGUCAUUGGUAUGAGAACAACAAAUUGCCUUUUUUAAUCUGUUGCACUUCCUGGUUCUCAAACUUAAAAAUGCUUUCUGGUUUUUGAAGCAGUUUUUUGGGGGGGUUCACAACUUUUGUAAUUCUUCAGAGAUGCACAUGCAAGUAUACUUAUUUGGAAAGCCAGACUGUAAAAUAUUGGAAAAUUGUUUAGAAAGCGCUUAGAAAGAACCUUUGAAAUAGAAUACUAAUUCAAAUAUUACUCUCAUUACACAAGCUCAUAUUGAAAUUAGAAGUUCAAAUGCCACAACUGGAAGUGAUUGCUUCUAGGCUUUCUCUUUGAAGCUUGGAAAUUUAGUAGUUUACAUUUCCAUAGCUUCAGCCAAUGAAUGGUUGGAAUGCAGGUGAUAGUCUUUCCCUGUUAGUUGCAGUGGAAAGAAGUGUCAUAACCAAGGUUACAUCACAUUCAGAGAGCUCCUGUCUUAUAAAAUCUCAUUGCUUUUAUCAUAUGAGGAAAUGUAAAGCAAUUGUUAAAACAGUUUUUGAAACUUACAUAUUUUCAGGCUUGGGUAAGAGUACAGAUAUGUGAAAUAAAACAGGGAAAUUCUUAUCAUGUAUACUAACAGGUUUUUCCCCCCCAUAUAAAAGGAGGGAAAGCAACUUGAGAUCAUAAAGGUUAUAUGGAUGACCCAAUCAACACAUGCACACACAUACACAUACAUAACCAUUACAGAACAUAGAAACUGCCUUACACUAAGUCAGACUUGGUCCAUCUAGCUUAGUUUUGUCUACACUGAUGGGCAGUAGAUUUCAGGCAGGAUUCUAUCUCAGCUGUACCUGGAGAUGCUGGGGAUUGAACCUGUGACCUUCUGCACAUAAAGCAGAUGUUUUACCACAGUGCUUUUGUCACUUCCCCAUGAUGUGAUGUCAGAGGUUGUUGUAGGGCACCAAAUAAGUUCAUCUAAUCAAAUUGUGGUGGAUGGUGCUUCACACUUCUACUACUCUAUCCCCUCAUUUAAUAUGUAAUUGCAGUGAUGGACUCUUAAUAAUUUUGCUUAAAAAUAAGUGGGCAUGGCUUUGGUAUGCUGAAAUCUUUGAUCUUUCUUUUCAGUCAUGUUUGACUUCCUCCUUCAACUGCAGUCAUUUAUUUAGCUAAAUAUUUCAAAACAUUAGUCCUACAGUGAUUAACGUAAUCCUCUAUCAUUUACAUUUUAUUUACAUAUCGUGAUUGCUGUAAACUAAAUUCCAGACAUACCUAUAUAUGGUGUAUUGUUGAUGUAGCAAGAGGAUGUUGAUAAAAGAUAGGAGCCUAACAAAACUUGAAUUGAUUCCAUUUGAAGUUCCCUGAACUUCAUUAUUGUGUCUGCACAUUUAUGCUGAAAGAGAGUUACAUUUUCUCAAUGGAGGCAUGCUUCCAACCACUAAAAGGAAGCUGCCAGCACCUUUACCCAAAUACCAUGCAAAUUAUGGUUUUAUCUGCAGUACUGUGGUGUCUAGAGAAGUGUGUUGGGUGUUAAUUUAUUGGUGUCAAAGAUAGGCAAUAGGAAGAAAUCUUUAUUUCAGUGGUCUUGAUGAAUUAACUAUUAAUUUGGAAAAUUCUUAAAAUGUGAGUGGGGUGCUAUAAACAUAGGUAUCAUCUGUAGCCCCCUUCCCUUUUCCCAGUAAUUAGUUUUGGUAUAUAAUAUUUAAAGCUGAGCGUCAGUAAUCUGUAAGCCUCACUCACCUUCAGAGCGAAAUGAGCAGAACUAUGACCAGUUACUAAGUUGAUGUGGUAGCUGGAUGUAUGCUAUGUAGUUCAUAUAUGGCAAGAAAAUCCUUCAUAUCUGGGCUGUUAUUUGUAAAGGUUUGGGGGAAGAUUUAGGGAUAGAAUGCAUGGUUUAAGAUUGUUCAUAUUGUCUAUUAGUACUUAAAAGUACUGCAAUGAUGAAAUUUAAAGAUUUCAUACAAAAACACCUAGAAUACAAACGCUUGCAUACAAAGAUUGAAAUUGCAUCUUUGUCAAUUUCAGUUAUUUUACCCAGCACUAAUUAUUUUUGGCAUAGUGUUAUUUUUUGGACUCAUUGAAGAGGAAGCAUUAAAAGAUGAAUUGAAAUAAUUAAUGUAAUGGUUUUAUAGGAAGUGACUAUAUUAUUUAUCACUUAUUUGAAAAUGGAACCAAAGUCCAUCUAAUCCAGCAUCCUCUUUUUCACUAUGGCCUACCAAAUGUUUCUGGAAAACCAGGGCAUGAAAGCAGUAGUCCUCCCCUGCUGUCACUGAAGAGAAAUUUGUUCUUAAUGGCAUACUGCCCCAUAACUUAGUUUCUAUUUAGACCUAUCCCUCAUGGGUUUCUCAGCCACUUUUAAACCCUUCUAAACUAGUGGCCCAAUAUCUUGGUAGUGAAUUCCAUAGAUACAGUAAUUUUUUGUUGUUGUGAAUUCCAUAAGUACAGUAAUUUGUUGUUGUUUGAAGUGCUUCCAUUUGUAGUAUCUUUCCUUUUGCCCAUCAGUUGGAUUCGGUGACCCUGAGAUUGGGAGAAUUCUCUGUAAAUUUAUAAACUCAUGUCAUCCAUUGUAUCUUUUUUGUUAAGCUAAAAAGCUUGAAGUGCUUGAGCUUUUUCUCAUAUGGAAGGUCCUCUGAUUUCUUACCUGGCUAGUUACAAAACAGUGCUCAGUGCUAUAACAAUGAUUUCCUCUCAGUCAUAAUUUUCUCUAAUAUGAUAAGAGAGGGAUUUGUAAUUUGCCACUACUUUGUUUGCUUAGCAUUAUAUGUUAUCAAUUUUACUUUCUUACUCCUACUUCUUUUGCUCUUCUUCCCUAAAACUUUAAGCAAAUUACUGUCAAACUGUGAUAAAGCUACUGGAAUUGCUGGUCUGCUGUAGUUUGCAAAAUAGCCUAAAUAUCAAAGUUAUAGUUAAUUUGGAUAAACUAGAUAUGCUUAUGUAUGUGGUUAGCAACACUUUUGAAAGCCAGUGUGGUGUAAUGGUUAAUGUUUGGCUAGGACAGGGGAGACCAGCUAUUUCAUAUCCAUAUUUCAGAAAUUUACCAGGUGACCUCGAGUCAGUCACUGGUUAUUAAAUCAUACUUUAAAAAACAAACAAAUCCACAAUUAAUUUUCAAGUUGCUUCACAGAUAGAUGAUCAAGCAAAGUUUGUCUUAUUUCUUACUGACUCCUCAUAGCCUGACCAAUAUUCUGAACUCCUUUGUGGCACCCUGUGACUGGCAUUUCCUCACUGUGUUAUUAUCUCCCUUACCACUGGCCAGCUGUAAGAGUGAGGAAAUCUCAGAGUUCUUCACCAACUCUUUGCAACAGCCCAGCAUUUCCACAUUGCCUCCUGUUUCCCUAUCAAAGACUCUCAAAAUUCAUUGUCGCCAAGAGUUUCUUAACCUUUUCCUACCACUGUUCUGCUCAGCUGCUGUAUCCAUUAUUGCCUUUUCACAUCUCCCACCAGCCCCACCUCCUUAACUUUGCUCUGUCUUGGAACUGUUUUAAGGAGCAGUAGCACAUUUCUCAGCCACCCAUUUCCCCACCCAUACUUCACCCAUUGAGCAAAACAUCCCUACUUUAUUAAACAGUUACAGUGCGCAGCAGUUGAAGGAAGAGGUAUCUUGUGUAAUUGAUAAUGUAAUAAGAGGGGAGUUGUGGGUGGGGUUGGCAAGUGGAUAUGGUGUAAUUCAGCAAUGAGGGUGUCACUGGGUGAUUUUAUAUCACUAGUGGUAUCUGUGAAAAGUGGAGGCAAUGAGAGCAUAGAUAGCCAUUCUAGACAAGGCUUGAUUGAGUGAAACUCUGUAAUUGGUCCCCUUCUGGCUGGGACGGAAGGAAUAUUAAAAGAAAUGGCAUAUGUGUACUGUUUAUUGGUUAAGCAGGCUACUUUAGAUGGGCUUUGGUUUGGGGUAGAGUGGAGCUUGGAUGAAGCUAUCCAGAUGAAGCUGGCCAAAAUAUAGAAAUCUAGCCAAUAGAGGCUACAUUACAUUAUGUGUAUGAGAAACUUUGCUUUUCAGUAACCCCUAGGUUAUCUUUUAUUGAGGGUUGUAUAUGAAUUUUUCAUUUUUAGAUUUUCCUAGUAAUCAAGGUGUCUUGGGUUAUAUAGGUAUAUCAGAUUUGAGGGUUUUAGUUAGUUGGGAAGAACACAGACAAAUUUUGGUAACAGAGUUUAUUAGAGGUCUAGGUUUUGUUUUUAUAUCACAAAAUACUGAUGAAUAUUCAUGCAAAAUAAAGCUCUGCAUUAAACUUUUUAAAACAGUCCCCUUCAUUACCUAUAAUUAAUACCAACGCAGAUUUUCAUAAAAACAAACAGGUCCCUUAUAAGUUCCUCAAUUAGUGACAAACAUUUAAUUUUCCGACCUUGACCCUAGAGAAAAUCACUUUAUGUCAGUUUUCUGUAUGUGAGUAAAAUGAAGGAAGUUUCUGAUAAUAUUUACCUGUGUGAGCAGCCAUGGACCUGAUUAAAUGUACACUACUAAUUUGAUAUUACUUGGAACCAGAAGGCUGGCUUUAGAAAAAGCUUUGGUUUGCCAUCUAAAUUCAAAUGAAGCUGGCAGAUUAAGCUGCGAGUAGGCAGAGGCUAAUAUACCAGCUGGGUACCAGAAGAGGCAUGCCAUUAAACCUCAAAUAUAGAGUAUAAAAAUUGAUCAGUUCAAAAUUCAAGAAUUAAGUGUUUCACCGUCUGUGCUGCUAAAUCAUCUGUAAAUGUGGAACCUUUCUGUAAAGCAUUUUGUAUAGCUAAGUGGUGAGAAAUGAUACUUUUAUAAAUUUGUGAAGGCUAUUUUUUCAUCAUAGAUUGUGAUUUAGAUUUGAAUAGUUGGAAUUAAAUCUAGAUACAUUGAGUAGAAAAGUGCUUAUUUCACAGUAGUUUCAAACAACUUUCCAUUUUAGUUUACUUCUUUUUAGGGUUGGAUACUUCUUCUCUUUUUGCACAAGCAUAAGGCAUUUCUACACAUGCAAAAAAUAACAUUUUUUGCUGAUCUUGCUUAAUGGCUACAGUCCUUCUGUAGCAAUUUUGUUUCAGUGAGUUUCCCAACCUUAGAGUAUAAAUUUAGGUGCAAGGGACACCGAAAAGACAAAUUCGGUGAGCAGCAUAGAUGUUAGCAUAGGAGCCAAAUCCUAGGGGCCUUGGUCCCUUUGGCCCCCCAAUAAAAUAUUUGAGGGGGCCUGGGCUCCCCAAAGUUUAUGGGCAUUGCCAUUCAAAUGGUGUGUGUGUGUGUGUCAUGUCUUGUGAUUGAUUAUAUGGGGCAGGCCUUACCUGCCCCCCAUAUGUCAUUCAAGUUUGCACCCCUGAAUGCUAGCAUUCAAGCCUAUUUUCUUACUGCAUUCUGAAAGGCCAAAUUUUAAUGAACUUGUGAAUCUCUCCAAUAGAAAGAUUGCUAACUUAAGGUAAUACUUGCUGGUUUCAUUUUUAAAGCCACCAGACAAACUCUAGCACUCAGCUGAUUUCUUUUGUUUCAAUUGGUGAUUCUAUGUCAGUUCCAUGUCCAUUUCUGUGUUUUGGGCCCAUCUCCACUUCCACUUGAUGGCAUCAGGCCCGAUCUGACCCCAGUUGUUAUACCAGCUUCAGGAUGCUCCCACCUUGCAUUGUGCCCUGACUGGCAUAAGGGACGGGCUGCAGAUGUGGCAGUGGCUAUGCUGCUGUGUCAUUUCCCAAUGCUACGGUUUGGAUUGCUUUGCCAAUCACUAGAAUAUGUUAAUUAACAGAAAAAUAGAGCAUUCUUUAUCAGCGGCUUAGAGGUUUUAUUUACAAUUGAGCGGUACAUAAAUUUUGUUCAGUAAAUUUACAAUAUCUAGGAAUCUAUAUUUUAUAUAAUAUAGAAUUUGUGUUUUCCUGUAUAUAUUGCUUAGUUAAAGUGUAACUUUGGUCAUUGUAUGAGUGAAGCAACAGUGCUUUUGGAAUGUUAACUAGAAGAGACUUAAGUCUCUCACUAUGUAUAUUCUUGUUAAACUGCUUAGAUGUCACACAUAACUUCUUAUAUUUAUUACAGACUUCUGAGUUCCCUAGGCUGUUCUUAAAACCUAGUAAAUCUCAUCUUUCCUCUUCAUCUCGCCUUUCCUUUUAUUAAUAGGUUGGAACAGAGAUACAAGUUUUCCUGUGCAGAAACAACUAAGGGCAUAUAACUUUGAGGGAAGAACUGCUAGUUAUUUAACAGAGCUAUUUAUUUUUAGGAGGUGAAUAGGAAGCAUACUGGGUUAGAACCAAACUGAUAGCACAGGCGUAUUCAUGUUUACUCAGAAGUAAGCGCUACUUCAGUGGGGUUUACUUUGAGGUGAGUAUAGGGUUGCAGCCAUAAUCAUUCUUGGAACUGACCCAUGACUAAGUAUGGAUCCAACUCAUUGUCUGUAAGUAAAUAUUCAUAAUUUGAAGAGACAGUACAAAAUACUCUGGCUGAGGGGACUGAGCAGACAAUCUUGCCAAUUGCAAAGCAUGCUGAACAUGGCUGCCAGUCUGACUCUGACUUUGAUUUGACUCCACUGGAUCACCUGGCUGAAGGAGCAACUUGUGCAGAGUUUAUUCUUGCAGAAUUUUUUAAAAAAUGUAUGCAAGGGCAAGUAUCAGUAAUUUGUUUCAUUCAAAGAUGUUUUCAGGUAGACCUGGAAAUAUCUGAAAAGGUUCAAAAUAUAAAAUCAUAUCUUGUUGUUUUUCUAGAGGCCUUGUGCACCUCGGCCUGCCUAGUUCAGUUUGUUGGGCCAACUUCCUGUCAGUCUAAGAGUCUCUAACUAACCUUUUGCUUCAGCUGCUGUAAAUUGAGAGAAAUUGGGUUGGAGAAGGAAGGAUGAGAACCCUGCAGGCCCUGAAGAAAGAGUUGGGGUCUAUCCAGUUAUAUUUUUCUAAACUGAGAGAGAACUAACAGCGAAACAUUACUGUAUGAACCUAGCAGAACCAGGGCUGAAGGACUGAGCCAGAAGACACUUGGGGCAGAAAACUGUAAGUUCUGGAGACAGUUUUCAGAGUUCCUUGUUAGCUAGGACAAGCACAAACCAUGGUCUGUGUCUGGCACUCUACUGGGAUGUUUUUAGCAGCAACAGAGGUGGCAGCAGCUAUCCUGCUUUUCUUUUUCUUUUUUAACCCAUAUAUAUGCCCCUCACCCCUGAGGCCACAAAUAACACUUAAUACCGUAUGGUGUCAGGAGUCACAUUGUUUCCUCUGUGAGCUAACAGAAGGCAGUACAGUGGUACCUUGGGUUACAGACACUUCGGGUUACAAACUCUGCUAACCAGGAAGUGGUUGCUCCAGGUUAAGAACUUUGCCCCAGGAUAAGAAUGGAAAUUGCGUACCAGCAGCGCAGCGGCAGCAGAAGGCCCCAUUAGCGAAAGCACACCUCAGGUUAAGAACCGUUUCAGGUCAAGAACGGACCUCUGGAACGAAUUAAGUUCUUAACCCGAGGUACCACUGUACUGAAAAUCUGCCAUGCAGUCCCUGUUGACUGCAGCAUAACAUGGAGCACUUUAAGCCACCAGCUGAGUUCUGCUUAACCCCCCAGUCUUGGUGAAAACUGACAGCUAUCAGUUAUAGCAGCAUGAGUUUGAUGAAGCAGCAGGAAUAGAUAAUAACUUUCAGAAUGAUCCAGUGACCUUUGCACUGGUGUAAUUGCCACUGAGUUAGGAUUUAUAUUGUUGCAAGGCCAUUGGAUUGACCUGUUAGUUACUGUAUAGUAGAUAAUAACUGCUAUGGAGAAAUGGCCACUAAAAUAGGAUGUAAGGAAAGGGAAAAAACAAUUUGUGUGCAUUUGGCUUUUUAAAAAGUUUCUGACUGGAUUUGUGGGAAAUCUGCUUUUUAAAAAAAACCUGGGAGAAGAAAGAGAGAAGUUCAUGAGGUCUAAGACCUAUGUAAUUUUAGCUUCUCCAGGAACAGUCUUGGGAAGUCUAUGCCUGAACUUGCCUAGUCUGAUAUGUGGCUAGCCUUUGUCUCCUUCUAACUAACAUAAUGAAUGGUGGCAUGGAUGGCCCUGUAGAAUAGAUGCUAUCAAACAUAGAGUGGUGUCCUUUGUUUUGAUAGGACUUAAACAAGUAUUCGGUGUUUGAGAACUUGCAUUUCCAGACCAAACAUAGCUAGCAAAGUUGCCAAAAAGGAACAUAGUACAGUAAGCCUGCAACUUACGCACAUUUAACAUUUGCACAUUCAGCUGUACACAUUUGGCCAAAAUCUUUUUUUAAAAAAAGUGGGGGAAAUGAGUUUGGCCAUCCUACCCAUCAUUGUACCCAAUGUGUUUUGACUAAACACAAUUUUGGCUUUAUGCGUGAUCCCUGGAAUAUAACCCCUGUGUAUGUUGUAUUAUUGAUUAAUCUUCAAUAAACAAGCAUAUUCCCUUGAAAUGUUCUGUUGUUAUUCAUUGUUUGAUUACACUGUAUCUCUGUAGUAGUCAAAGUAUGUUCUACAGUUCCAUUUGUUUCUACAGAUUUUACAUGGAAUAUUUCUGUUGGCAUUGUAACUUUUCAUCUUUGCUUUUCAUCAAGUGUGUUGGAACUUUUUAAAAGCUUCAUAUAAGCAUUGAAUUCCUUUUUAUUAGUGGGAAAGGCUGCACUGAGAAUUUUGCUUAAAUCUGGCAAUAUGGUUUGUACUUUGUAUCUGUUCAGCAAGUUACCUCCAUUAGAGCUAGCUGCACUGACAUUAAUGAACAGCCAACAAAUAAUUGUGAAAGGUCAGCGUCUUGCUAGGGACAAUAAAUUUUCUUUCCAAAUGAGUAAAUAGGAUAUUUCACCAUCCGUUCCUUGACACUAGUAUACGUGUGGGAUGGUAAACCUAAAGCGCUAAUGUUGCAGUCUUAAAACAUGUUUUGGAAGUAAGUUGCACUAACAUCAGUGGUUUGUCUAUUUAGAAUCAUGAUCUCAGCCAUUGAACCUUAUGAGAAAGAAUACAGCUCUGGAAUCAAAAUUGUCCUAUGGCUGUGGCAAAGGAAUAAAUGAUCUACAGGGGUAUUGCUCUUAUUUUUCAAGGCUUAGUGUUAAAGAAGACUGUGGCUGGAACUGUUUUUUUGUAGCCUUCUUGAGACAUCUAAUUGUUCAAAACCAUGUAGCUGCUGCUAUCUGUAUUUUGACCUUCCUAAUGCCAUAUAGAAGUGACAUUGCCCUUUUCUGCUUACAGUUUUCCCCCUGUGGUGAGCGCGCUUUGGUAAGUGGGACGAAAGCAUGCCCUGCCUGCAGGUUAUUCCUUUUGUGCUUGGCCCUGAGAGAACAAAGUCUGUAAAAUGUGUGAAUAAAAAGUAUAUGAUUGCUCAGUUGGUUUUAGAAGUAGAUUUUUUAAAGAGUGAGAGGAGAGACAGACAGACCACAUGUCAUUCAGACCACAUGUCAUUAAAUCCUCUGUCCUGAAGCAACAUGAACUUUUAUGGUUCAUCUUGGUUGUCAUAGAUCCCUUUUAACCUGAUAGUGAUUUUUUUCUUGUAUUUGUAUUUUUCAUCUUGUCUUUCCUGAAGAGCAAGCUGGGAUAGCUCAAUCGCUAGAGCAUGAGACUCUUAAUCUCGGGGUCAUGGGUUCCAGUUCCACUUUGGGUGAAAGAUUCCUUCAUUGCAGGGGGUUGGACUAGAUGAUCCUUGUGAGCCCUUCCAACUCUACAAUUCUUUGAAUUAUUGUGCACUAUAAUACAUAAGUAUAUGCAUAAUGAAAUGUUCUAAAAACCCAGACCUUUAUUACUGUUGGACGGCAGCUAUUGUAGUUGUAUAUGCAAGCUGGCACAGCACACCAAUUUUUCUCUUAAGGCUAGUGGAGCAGAUAAGAUUUUAUGUGAAUCAGAAUUACACUUGUUUUUUAUUUAAGACUUGUGGAAAUAAAGCCACGUGACUCUUGAUUGCCUUGAUUCAUAAUCAGUGUAUAAAUACUGCUGUACUCUGUAUGAUGUUGAGAGGACUUUCUGGCUCUCAUGAGAUCAGAUGUACUCUUCAGGUACCUGAAUAAUGAGCUAAAGUGAAUCAGACGUCAUGUGGCUUAAUUUACACAACAUAUUGCUUGCAGCAGUCUUCCCCACCACCCCAAUGCUUUAGUAUGUUGUCCAAACCCAGGCUUGUAGUUGAUCUCUUUACUUACUAACUACAAGCCCUGGGUUCAGACAGCACACUAAGCCAAACUUUGGUACAGGAACUGGGAACUUCUCCAGGAGCCUGCAUAUUCGCAUGGUCACAGUAAACCAUAUUUUGAAUUAAGGUGUCAUGUGAACUAGGCCAGCUUUUGUUGGUUGGGUGUGUUCACGCACUAACACACUCAAGCUUACUAUAUAGUUGUGUUGGCUGUAUGUACUGAAACAUUUGCUAACCGGAAAUGAAGCAAGAUGCAAUCCAGCCAAAGCCCAAUUCAUUUAAGAGUUAAGCUUGUAUGUCAGGCAUGUCCAAAGUCCGUUUUGGGGGCCUAAUCAGGCCCGCUGGUUGGUUUAAUCUGGCCCCUGUGGCAGUUUAUAUCCAGAGGUGAAAUCUUAAAAAAAAACAAAAACCUCAACAACUUUAACCUCCAAAAAAGCUCAACAACUUCAUUCCAAAGAAAAGCUCAAUAACUUUGGUUGGCCCUUUGGUCAGCCCUCAUGGCCCUUCACUUCAUCAAGUCUGGCCCUCUUUGAAAAAGGUUUGGACAUCACUGUAAUGUAUGUUAACUCUUUUUGAAAUAAAUGUAACUGAAAUUAUUGAGAUAUGAAACUCCUAAUUUGGCUGGAUUGUGCUUGUGUGUAAAUUUUUAUUAGUGUCAAUGCCUUGCUCAAGUGCUUUUCUUUGCAGAAUUAUUAAGAAAUCUUAAAUUCAUGGUUUAAUUAUUGUUGGAGUCAUUGGGGCUUGAACUGAAAUAAUCUGUUUUGCAAGGUAACCUGAAAAUAGCUUCAAUAUAGCUUCAAUAAUAGAGAUCUUAAAUUUUAAUGCCACUAAUGUCACUUUCUAAAAAGGGACCUCUCAAGUUCUACAGAACAGUACCUUAAAAGAUUUCUAAAAGAUUUUGAUCAAGUUUUCUGUUGAGAUCUCUGUUUGAUCAAAUCUUGGAAACAUGGAAGUUGAGAGCAUUUCUUUAACAGUAAAAACUGAACUGUCAAAACUGUGGUCAUACUAGACCAGGGGUCAGCAACCCGCGGCUCCGGAGCCGCAUGUGGCUCUUUUACACCUUUGCCGCGGCUCCGGGGCGGAUACUAGUGAGGGGAGGAGGCGCAUUGUGUGCCCCGACACUCCCCACUGUGGCGGGCGUUGUACUGGCUGUGACGUCGCAUGGGGGCGGUGCAUGCGUUAGUCACACACCGUCCCGACUGCACCUUCCCGCCCGCUGUCAGAUUGCGGCUCCGGAGAUAUGUUUGUUUUAAAUGUCGCAAUGGUUUUGCGGCUCCCAGUUUUUUUUCCUUUGGAAAUGGGUCCAAGUGGCUCUUUUUGUCUUAAAGGUUGCAGACCCCUGUACUAGACCUUAUAUUCUGGGCUUCUUUACUUCACCUAUAAACAAUGAUGUAAGAAUAAUCUGACUAGGAAUUGGAAUUGUUUGCCAUGUAACCUGGCAGUGCUUGUUCUAUAUUGUUGUCUAGAACUUUGUAGUUUGAAUGAUUAUUCUAACAGAACAGGAAGCAGUCUUGAAAUUGUGUUUUCCAACUUAGACUGGAAAUUCAGAUGGAUUUUCGAUUGCUUUUUGCAUGAUGGUGAGUGAAAAAACAAAACCUCAGAAAUAAGGCAAUGUAAGGCAAAUAAGGCAAUGUAAAGUGCUUGGUUGAUGCUGGUUAAAGAUCGUUUGGAACAUGGAAGUUGCCAAAGGCCCAGUACCAUAUUUUGAAUAUACUGAGCUUUGCGAGAAAUUUUCUUUAAAAAACAUGAAUAGGUAAAGAGGUACAAAGAAACCACUGGGUGCUUGAUUCUGCUUAAUAACUGUAUUUGGAAAUAGAUGAACAAUAUUAUGCAAGAAAAUUUGUAAAUUUGUUGCUGGCUGUGAAAUAACUUCAUAAUUGAAUAUGUCUAAUUCAAAUAAUGGCUAUAUCUGAGGUAGAAAAACAGUAAUCAUUGAAAAGUUAAAAUAUUUUAUUCUCACAUAUAGGAAGCAAUCCCACCCCCAACUCUGAACACUAAUAUAAAAAGAAGCAUUCUCAAUAUAGCAUUUCCUCCUUCACAUCCACUUAUUUCCCCAUAAGCCGCCUUGUUAUAUUUUCGCCACAAUGUUUCAUUUCCCAUUUGUCUGUGAUGCUUAAAGCCCCUCCGCCCAAUCAACCUUGCAGGAAAAUUCACAAGACAAUCAAAAAAUGCAGCCAAAUGGUUUGGAGAGAGAUUAUUGAGUGAAGGCAGAACUGCCCAACUCCUAUUUUGUCUUCUCUGAUAAAGGGAACUAUGUGCAACCUUGCCUAAGUAGUUGAUUGAGGGGUCAGGACUGCAGUUCAAGACUGAAAUUCAAUAAUGGACAUUUGGAGAAACUUCUUAAUGGUGAGCAGUUAAAUAAUGGAACUAAUUACAUGAGAUAGUGGUUGCUCUCCCUUGCAGGAGUUCUUCAAGCAGAGGCCGGGUAGCCAUCUGUUGGGAAUUCUCUUGCUUUGAAUUUCCUGCAGAGGGCAAGGGGUUGCAUUAGAUGGCCUAUAGCACUCCUUUUAAUGCUUCUAAGGGUAGCCCUGAAGCAGUUGACAAUUAUGAAGCAGAAAGUUACUGUUUGGAAUGGGGGAGGAGGGGCUGCAGCUCAGAGACAUAAUUAAGUCUGCCAGGUUGGCUGCUUUGAGCUAAUGAUGCUCACCUUUCUCACUUCUUCAGACAGCAGCUUGCAAAAGUCUUAAGCAGAAGCCUUUCCCAACACCAGCUAUUUGAGUCUUUUUAUUAAAAAAUGGAGGUGUCACUGAUUGAAUCUGGGACCUGAGGUACCACUUUAGCUAAUGGGGCCUCCCACUGCCACCGCCACAUCACCGCCGCACGAUUUCUGUUCUCAUCCUGAGGUAAAGUUUUUAACCCAAGGUACUACUUCACGGAGUCUGUAACUUGAAGUGUUUGUAACCCAAGGUACCAUUGUACCAUGUCUUCUUCAGCAUCCUGUUUCCCAGAGUGGUCAACCAAAUGUCUAUGGGAAGCUUCAAGACAUGAAUGCUGUCUCCCACAGUUGUUCUGUAGUAACUUAUAUGCAGACAUACUAGGCUCUGAUCCUGGAGCCGGCAUAUAGCCAUCAUAAAAAGCUAAAGGUACCCCUGCCCGUACAGGCCAGUCGUGUCCGACUCUAGGGUUGUGCGCUCAUCUCGCUUAAGAGGCCGGGAGCCGGCGCCGUCCGAAGACACUUCCGGGUCACGUGGCCAGCGUGACGAAGCUGCAGCUGGCGAGCCAGCACCAGCGCCGCACACGGAAACGCCGUUUACCUUCCCGCUAUAAAGCGGUACCUAUUUAUCUACUUGCACUUAGGGGUGCUUUCGAACUGCUAGGUGGGCAGGAUCUGGGACCGAACGACGGGAGCUCACCCCACCGCGGGGAUUCGAACUGCCGACCUUACGAUCAGCAAGUCCUAGGCACUGAGGUUUUACCCACAGCGCCACCCGCGUCCCCGUAGCCAUCAUAACUUUUAGCAAUUGAUAGUUCUAUACCAUAUGAAGGAAGAAUGCAACCUCAUGUGGUUUGAGCAUAUAGUUGAGAACCAUGGUUCAAUAGCCAUUCUCUCUCUUCCUUGAGCUCUUCUAUUUCAAGAACAUAGUUACUGACUAUGGUAAGGAAGGAGGAAUAACAGAAUCAUAAAAUUGUAGAGUUGGAAAGGACCACGAAGGUCAUCUAGUCCAAACCCCUGCAAUGCAGGAAUCUUUUGCCCAAUGUAGGGCUGGAACCCACAACCCUGAGAUUAAGAGUCUCAUGCUCUACUGACAUAUCCCCCUCUAAAAACAUAGCAGCAAGCUGUUUUUUUCAGCAGAGUGGAUGUGGGAAUAGAUCUUGUAUGUGAGGAAUGGAUAUAACAAGAGGUGCAGAGAAAGUAUUUUAAAAAAAACCCAACACCUGCUAAAACUGUUAAACUUGUAUGAACCUUCUGAAGAGACUAUAACUUAACCUGUUGGAGUUCUAAGAAUUUCUAACUUGCUUGACUGCAUUUAUUUAAAAUGUUUUGAUAAAGACCCUUUUGCAGCUUUUUUGCUUGUAGCUGUUUGUUCUGUUGGAGUAGCUAGCUGUACACUUUGUGCUUUCUGACCCAGAUUUCUUAUGCCUGGGGUCUAGGAAACUGACUUCAAAUGAAUAAGCUAAGAAAACCAAACUGUGUUCCAACACUUAAAACAUUCUGUUAUGCUCUGUCUGAAUAUUAAUAACUACAAUUUCACUGACACAGUUAUACUGAAAAGCCUUUAAUUUUUUUAGUAAUCUUAAGAUCAACACAAUGGGGUCAUGUGUGUAUCAUCCUCAGCAAUUCAUCAUUCCUAUUCUAUGUUUAAUGUACUAUUUUGGGCCAAAUUAUGUCCUCCAAGCAUUUCUUGAGCCAAGGAAUUUCCUUCUGAACCAGGCUGUUGUCCUGGUCUAACUUUCCUACACCACAGUGUAGCAUAAAUUCUUGUUCAUGGUGUGCUCCAAAAGGUGCAAUUUGGGCAUUGUAUUUUGUUGGGCAUUACUGAGCAAUGGAGGAUGGUAAAUGUUCUCGGACUAUAGUCAGCAUUAUCUUAUUGCGGAUCAUUGUUCCUAAAAUUAUCCUAAUCAAUGUCUUCUAGGGGUUUUGCCAUAGUUCUUCAAGCUUUGGCUACUUGAAUCUCCUUUCAAUUUUUUCAUGUCUCAUGUAGUUAGAUAGUAUUUGAUACUGCCCCUUUGAAGUUAGCUUGGUACUUCCCAGGAAAUCUCUCUACUCAUCUGUAACAUUUCCUCUGGUUAGCAAAUGCAGGCAACUCCCUAUUUACGCAGGUGAAACACCAUUGGAAAAGCCUGCAAACACCCUCUAAACCUCUGGAAGCUCUUGAAAAACCCUUUAAUAAACCAAAAGCACUUACCAGAUGCCACAUUCCACCACAGUUGCUCCCUCCAAACCUACUUGCUCAAACUCCAGCUCUCCACAGGUUUCAACAGUCAGUGCAAGGGCUUCUGGGAUUGCAGCUGUAAAGGCUCGUGUGUCCACACCUUUUUUUUAUCCUUUCUGGGCUCUUUUAGGGCCAUUUCAGCCAUUUUAAAAGUCACUCCCGGGUUCUGUGCAGUGCACACAGUUGCAGUCAUACAUCAUUGGACUCACAUAAAUUGGUCUUUGCCUGUAAUGCUAACCCAUGGUUUGUUUAACAAAACUAUCUGUUUAUCAUAAGUUCUCCCACAGAUGAUCUAGCAAACUAUGACUUGUUUUUCCAAACUUGUCUUCUGUUUUCCAGCUGCUGUUUGUAGUUAGGUGAGUGUCUGGGGUGGAGUGGUCAAAUAAGCCAUAGUUAAUGAAGAGUACUGUGUUCACAUGAAACAGCAGGCCAUAGUUAAAACAAACCAAGGUUUGUAAGCAAACAACAAACCAUGACUUCAGAUCAUGGUUUGUUGGCUGUAAACAAGCUAUACAAACUGCUGGACAGGCUUCAGCCAUAAUGAUAAACAAUUGUGUAGCACUAUGUGUGACCCAGACUAAUAGUGGUUCAAAUUGAUUAUCCAAACUCGAGUACUAGAGGCAUAUGUUUGAUCUCCAUACUUUAGACUAAAGUGUUGUGUCUUACCAUUUUUCUGGCUGGAUGUUCACUCUUAAUUUGUGCCUAUAUUAUGUCCACUACUUAAUUUUUUCUGAUUAAGUUGUUUAUAGUUUUAUCAUCAUUUUUUUAAAUGUGCAAGCUACAUUUCCUCAAUUAUAUAGGAUCAGUCAGUAAUACAUUUGACAAGUUUGUGCAGGAAGAGAUUCAGAAUUGAAAUGGAAAUGAAUUGAAAUGGAGAAGAAGAUAGCUUGUGAAUUCAGGGUCUUGUGACUUAAUAAAUGACUCUUAACAAUGAUGUGGCUGAUAUUUACCAGAAGUAGCUUUUUUCUCUCUGGAAAACAAGCCAUACUGCUGUUACAAUACCCCAUUCAGUUUCCCUCGUUGCACACAGUUGCAUAGUGCUGCUGCUGCUGUACAAAUCUCCAUUUUAUAAAAAGAUUGGAGGCCUAUGUUAGUGUGAAGCUUGUUCUGUUACACAACUUGAAAAAUUAAAACAGGAAGCUAUAGCAUUAUAUACCAAAUGCUUCUUUAAUAUGUUCGGCUAUUUUCCCUUGCCUGCUUUGCCUGCUUUUUAAGUCUUCUGGACUGGAAAAUGGGUAUUAAAAUUGCUAAAAGUAUGUAGAAAACUUUCUAGUCAGUGGUAGAGAUGUUCUUCCAAUGUCAUGGGAAGGAUUGAGGUGGUACAGAAGAGCCUGCUAUUCUGGGAUUAGAUCAGUAUGUUAGCUAGGUCACAGAUUUGCAAUCUGAUGCUCUGUGCUUCUCCUGUCCUGUUUAGGUAUUCAGGGACUGAUGCACCACAUGCUAUGACUCUGUAAGCACUGUAUACAGCGGGGCUAGAGCCACUCUAUCUGUCUCAAGCCUGGAACUGGUGAGGUUGGUGGCAUUAAAGGCUGGGCCAAACUACUUUUCCCUGCCCUCACACUUGCUACACAGCUAUGGUGGCUGUUGUUGCUGAAUGUCAAACAAGAAGAGCGGCAUGUAGAGAAGACCAUAUUUGCAUCCUGUCUUUUGCCUUCUUUCUUGCCCACAUGCACAACUUUUUUCCUCAUGCAAACAAGGCUUAAUUAAACCCUAGUCUACACCACAGCAGUUUCAAAGUCAAGUAAUGUAACGUGCAAAAGUUUCUGCUAGUGCAUACAACAAGUUGCUGCAUAUGUUUUUGUUGUAACAAAAUUGCUCCUAAGAGUGAGUACUGACAAAAUAGUAGCCAUCCAGACACUACUGGGAAGCAGUAGGAAGGGUUUGCGAAUACAGUGGUACCUCUGGAUAUGCACACCUCUGGUUGCGUAUCCUUCAGGAUGCGAACGCGGCAAACCCAUAAGUAUUUUUCCAGGUUUCGCCACAUGCGCAGAAGCACUCUACCGCCACGCGCGCAUGCGCAGAAGUGGUCCCUCCGGUUGCAGAAACCUCGGGAUCCAGCUGGAGCUCCGGAACAGAUGCUGUCCGCAACUGGAGAUGCCAUGUACCUGGAGCAACCCCCUGGAGUUUUCAGAAAUGCAGAAGAAAAAAAUUUUUUUGUGGGGAGGCAGAUGGAAUCAUAGAAUCAUAAAAGUUGGAAGGUACCCCCAAAGGCCAUCUCGUCCAAUCCCCUGCGAUGCAGGAAUCUCAACUAAAACAUCCAUGACAGGUGACCAACAAAAACCUCUGCUUAAAAAUCUCCAGAGAAGGAGAGUCCACUGUCCAACGGCUCUUACUGUCACAAAGUUCUUCCUCAUGUAAUGUUCUUCCUCAUGUAAUAGGGACAGCAUCCCCCAAACAUCCCAGUAAACACUGAGCAUACUUAGUGGCUAUAGAACAUUGAGUGUCUGAUUGGGGGUGGGAGAUUAGGACUGGAGUAUUCUGAAGGAGGGCACAGUUGGCUGGCUAGAACCCUGAACAGGCACAGCCCACAUUGCAACAUUUUGUUGCUAGUUCCAUUUGUGUUUCUUGAAUACAUUCCAUAUGAUUGCUCACAAUCUGAAUUACAUGUGCACCCCUGACCAGUUCCAGUUUUUACAUAUCACAAGCUUAGGCAAGUCUGGGUUUGGUUCAUUUUAUAUUCCAUUUGAAAAUUGUUGGUAUUUUCCUCAUUGAAUCUGUCUGACAAUAUAAGCUUUUUGAUAAUAUCCAGAGAUACAGGAGUGUUUGUUUUGUGAUUCAGUACUAGUAAGGGGCACAUUAAUUAGUCUUCACAAUCUCACAGUACUUAUUUUAAUUGAGUCUCUCUCUUUCUCUACCUGUCUGACCAAUACACAAAAAAUCUACACAAUUGUCAUCCUAGUGGUAGGUCCUGCACUUUGAAAAUGUGUCAAUGAUCACUUCAGUAUUGCCUCACCUGAUGUAUGAAUUCCAAGUGGAGGUUAGCCAGGCUUAGUUGCAAUCUCAGGUAGCAUUGUGAUAAUACAUAUGUAUAUGCAUGCAUGCAUGCAUGUAUAUGUAUGUAUAUUGCAUUACUCUGAGGCUUCUGUGGUCUAGACUGCAGUAGAUAAUCAUAAUAGUUCUUUCCUCUUCAGUGUAAAUAGCCCCUGAGUGAUUUCUGUGACGCAUUUAGGGAGGAAGGUGAAGGCUCUUGGCUUAGUGCAUGCAUCAAAAACUAAUUAAGUUGUGAACUGUUACUGCUGAGGCAGAUAUUACAAACAUCCUUAGUUUUAGACAGAGGAAAACCUCUGUUCAUUGUUACAAUAUAGUUUGUUACCAUUACAAAACCUGAAAUUUUCAGAAGUCUUAUGGGAAACUCUCUGUAAUGUUCCUGCUUCAGUAAUCUUCAAAUGAGCUAGCAUUUGGGGAAGAUAAAUGGCAUAGCGUCAUUGAAGGCCCUUGUGAUCUUAGAGUGAUUUUUGUAUCUGCUCCCCUACUCACUUCAGUCCAAGCACUAUGUCAUGAUAUCACAUUUCUUCUUGAGUGCCCUGGAGUCCUGAAAAAUUGUUGUGCAUCUUUUUUUGUUCAUGGUUGUGAACAGCAGGUAAAGCUAGACUGUCUUGGUCCAGAAUUUGUAUGAAACAGCUUGAGGGCGACUAAUUUGAAUGAGUUAAGAGAUCCUAGAAAGCCUACUUACACCUCAGUUGGGGAUCAGUUGUUGGGAGGCUAGUCCUUUACUAUGCCUAGAGUUUUGAGUCUUGUAAUCUGCUGUCCAGUAGCUGAGCACUUGUACAAUCAUGGGAUAAAUAACCCUAUCUUGAAUAUUAAAAGUAUUUUGGCUCAUUUUUUUUCAUUUUCUUCUUGUAAAUGUCUUGUAAUUUUUUUUUAAAGUCUGAGCUUUAAAAGUACAUUGUUAUUCCAUAAUGCUUUACUGCUGUUCUAAUAAAAUCAAUUUAAUGGAACAUUUGAAGCUGUGUUAUAUGGAGUCAGCUCAUUGGCCCACUUAACCUGGUGUUUCCUAUUUUAGGAAUGGCUUUCAAGGCUCCAAGCAGAGAUCUGUAGUGUGCCCACAACUUAAUUGUGCAGGUACUCCCCCCGCCCUGCCCUGUCUCCAAAAAAUGCUUCUGUAGUUAAAGUAUAAACAUAUCAGUGUGCAAUGUCUCUUUGAUCCUAUACAUUAGAUUUUUUCCCAACAAUGGAGAAUGAGGCAGUUUUGCUCAGGACAGGAUUUAUCAAAUAGACUAAUAAGACUCUGGCCUGGGGCCCAUGUUAAAUAAAGCCUGUGGUUUUCAUAAUAUGGGGCUGGUUUUGAUGAUGCCAGCACUGAAGGGGGGAAAGUUUAUUUAAUGAAUCAUUCAGGUCCAGUUUUCAUGUGUUCUCUGAUAGUGUAUAGCAGGCACGUCCAACAGGUAGGUUCUUUAUCUACCAGCAGAUCACUAGACAUCUGUGGUAGAUCACUGGUAGAUCAGCGGCUCCCCCCAAAGAAGCUGAACAACUUUGGCUCCCCUAAAAAAAGCUCAACAUUUUGGCCCUUCACCCCCCAACCCCCCAAAAAUGGGCCUUCCCUCCUCCCUAAAAGAAGCUCAACAAGUUUGACCUGAACCCCCCACAACAGGGCUUUUUUGACCUGAACACCCUAAAAGGGGGUAGAUCACUGCCAGUCUUUAACUCUGUGAGUAGAUCACAGUCUCUUGGGAGUUGGCUACCCCUGAAGUAUAGGAACUGGAGUAGGGCUAAGCCACAGGACCAACUGCCAUAGAAGAAGAAGAAAAGUUUGGAUUUGAUAUCCCGCCUUUCACUCCCUUUAAGGAGUCUCAAAGCGGCUAACAUUCUCCUUUCCCUUCCUUCCCCACAACAAACACUCUGUGAGGUGAGUGGGGCUGAGAGACUUCAAAGAAGUGUGACUAGCCCAAGGGCACCCAGCAGCUGCAUGUGGAGGAGUGGAGACGCGAACCUGGUUCCCCAGAUUACAAGUCUACCGCUCUUAACCACUACACCACAGGGUGGGCUCGUCAUACUUAUGUGGAUGAUACCUACCUCUACUUCUCCAUCCUACCUGAAACAGAUUGAAGCUGUGAUGAUGCUGAGCUGUUGUCUGGAAGCAGUGAUGGGCUGGAUGAGGGCCAGCAAACUGAAAUUGAAUCCUCACAAGUUGAAGGUGGUGGUGGUAGCUGAUUCCUGUGUCUUGGGAAUUGAGUAACUAGCCUGCUCUAGACGGAAUCUCCCUGUCUCUGGAAGAGCAGGUCUUGUACCUUGGGUAUGCUCCUGGAUCUAGUAUUGUCAUUGGAGGCCCAAGUUGCUUCUAACUUGGAUUGGUUUGCUAGCUACUGUUUCUAGAAAGAGAUAGUCAGGCCACAGAGCUAUAUGCUCUGGUAAACUUGUGUGUUAAUUACUGCAUUGCAGUCUGUGUGGGGUUGCCUUAGAAGAUAGUCCUCGAAUCUUUAGCUAGUGUAGAACACUGCUACUAGAAUACUUAUUAUAACAUUUUUGUGGGAUCAUAUUACAGCUACUGUGCAAGAUCUGCACAGGCUGCCCAUACAUUACCAGACCCAAUUUAAGAUAUUAAGGAUGCCCUAAAUAGCUUAGGAUCCAAGUAUUUGGUGGACCACCUUUCCCUCCAUUAGCCAACCCAGACUCUGAGAUCAGUGGAGGGGGCCUUUCUCAAGGACUCACUGGCAUGUUUGGGCCUUAUUUGAAGUGCCUCCCCAACUAUGGAAUCCCUUCUGGAGGCAUGGAUGGCUCUAUAACUAUUGGGCUACUGACACUAAGUUAAAACACAUUUGUUCACCCAGGCCUUUAUUGGUGUUGGUUUAUUUAAGAGACUGCUGUGAUGGGAGUAUUAUGUCUGCUGUUGUGUUAACUUGAGAAGUGUGAUAAUCCUAUAAUUUUAAUUGUGUGUGUGUGUGCAUUUGUAAACUGCCUUAAGAACUUUGGAUGGAGGGCAGCCUAUAUGUUAAAUAGUGAUAUUUUAUAGAAUCUUUUGUGCGUGUGCAUGAGAAUUAUUUGAUUCUACAAUACUAAUAAAUAAAUGAGACAUUAAUAAUAAAUUGGAUAUCCUAGCUCUCUGUGGCACCACUGAGUGACAGCAUCACUUGUCACAGGUUGAUACAAAUUGGCCAUAUUCUGUUAAAUAGCUGCUGAAGCCUUGGAAAACUCAAGACAAUAGGUUGGUUGAUAGCAAAUGCUUGUAUAACAAAUGCACCCUUCUUUCCUUUAAAAGCACCAGAUCUCCUUACAGCUUUGUGUAGUAUGUGACAGACAAUUUUGAAAAUAAUAGCCUAUUUUCAGUUUCAUGUGCAUUUAGAGCAGCUAUUCCUUGUAUACUGAAUACAUGUUGUAUCUGUUGCAUUUCUUGCUGCAAAGGGGAUGUGGGUGUAAAAUUCUAAAUGUAACUUGGUUUGAGUGUGCCACAGUUUUCUGAGAAAUGGCAUAUGUGUAAUUUCGAAUAAGACUGACAUUAUGAACAGAAGUGUGUGAAAAGUGGUGGGGUUACACUUCUCUCCCCCCCCCCCCAAGAAAAGAAACAAGAUUUUUGGAACCUGACAACUUUUAACAUCCUGAUUUAUGGAUUUUGAGGUCAGUUUGAACCUCAAAAUUUCAGAAUUGAAAUUUGGCAGAGAUUAAAAAAAAGCUAUCUUGAAUGAAGCAGUGAAAAUGUACAAUAUUGUAUUUGCUGAAUACUUAGAGGAUGUUUCUGUCAAAAUUCACAAAAGAGAAUUUGGGUGGGGAAACUUGGUUUUUGUUGUUGUUGUUUUUCUAACGAGUACUAUAGUAGCAUAUCUCUCCUCCCCAUUAAUAUUUAGGCAGCACCACUAAUGUAAUUCCUGAAGAAUAAGAAGUGGAAACUUUUGUCAGGCGGACCUUUGUUGUAAGGUUUCAUCUUUUUGGUUCUGGAGCCAUUGUUUCAAAUUAUAUGCAGAGCUGCUGCCAGUGUGAACAAUAUUGAGGUAGAUGUGCUGAGUCUGUAUAAGGCAGCUAGUUCCUAACUGCUUACCUCAAUAAGAAUAAUAAGAAUCAGAAUAAAAUAAUUUUUAUUCAUACCCCACCCUCCCUGGCCAGAACCGGGUUCAGGGUGGCUAACACCAAUAAAAUUACAAUAAAAAGUAAUAGGAAAAAAACAAAACAAUAACAACAACAAAAAACAGUUACCGUAUUUUUCGCCCUAUAGGACGCACUUUUCCCCCUCCAAAAAUGAAGGGGAAAUGUAUGUGUGUCCUAUGGGGCGAAUGCAGGCUUUCGCUGAAGCCUGGAGAGUGAGAAGGGUCGGUGCGCACCGACCCCUCUCGCUCUCCAGGAUUCAGGAAGCUAUCCGCAAGCCUUGGGAGCUCCGCGGGAGUUCCCGUCGGGCUCCCAAAGCUUGCGGAUAGCAGCCUGCAUCCCGAAGCCUGGGGCGCGCUGCACAGCGCGCCCCGGGCUUCGUGCAGAUAUUGGGCAGCCCCACAAGCUUGAGGGACGGCGGGGAGGCGGAGCGCCGCCGUCCCGCUAUUCCCCAACCUGGUUUGGAGGCUGGCGCUGGGAGAAGCGCGCUUCUCCCCAGCGCCAGCCCCACGAGCUCUGGGGACAGAUAUCCGCAAGCCUGGGGAGACCGGCACGACUUCCCGCCGGGCUCCCUAGGCUUGCGGAUAGCAGCCUGUUCUGGGGGCUGGGGGGAAAAUAAAUUUGUUUCCCUUUAUUUACCCCCCAAAAAACUAGGUGCGUCCUAUGGGCCGGUGUGUCCUAUGGGGCGAAAAUUAUGGUAGUUAAAAUACAGGUUAAAAUACAAUUUAAAAUGCAGCCUCAUUUUAGUAGUAGCCCAUAAAUCAGUUUUGAUUUAUAAGGGAAGGGAAGGGAAACAUAAGGGUCAGACUGAGUCCAAACCAAAGGCCAGGCAGAACAGCUCCAUCUUGCAGGCCCUGCGAAAAGAUGCCAAGCCCCGCAGGGCCCUGGUCUCUUGUGACAGAGCUUUCCACCAAGUCGGGUCCAGUACUUAAAAGGCCCUGGCCCUAGUUGAGACCAAUCUAACCACCUUGCGGCUCGGGACCUCCAAAGUGUUGUUAUUUGUGGACCUUAAGGUCCUCCGCGGGGCAUACCAGGAGAGGCGGUCCCGUAGGUCUUUCUGCUAUUUGAGGCUGGAUAAUGUGUUGCAAUACAUGGAGCAAUCUCCCUGGAUAUGGGCUGCCACAGAUUCAGGUUCCAGCUUGACACUGAAGUUCACAACACAGUGUUGUAGCUAUUUGGCUAAAUUUAUGCUUGACCCAAGCUUUUGAUUACAUCAUUAGAAAUGCUGGUUAGUAAAACGCAUGUACUGUAUAUGGCAAAUCCAAUGUGGGUAUAGUACUCACGUAAGUCAACUUGGUGUUUACCAACCUUUUGUUCUGAGAGAAAGAUGGACGUAAUGCUCUAUGAACAGCUGUGCAAAGCUACGUCAGAGUUCAUUAAUGCAGAGCUUUGCUCCAGGGGAAUGGGCAGCAUUAGUACCCUUGAUCCUCUAUGCUACAUGUGGCUGAAUGUUUACUAUGAGCUAUAUUUAACGCAACCAACUAAUUAAGAAAAAGAGAGCCUUCUUGGUCUGUGUUUCAUUCAUGUCUGGGUUGCUUACUUCUGCUAGAGCAAACCACCACUACAGACGUUUAGGUUGGGCAUGGAAAAUGAUUUUUGAUAAAAAGAUAUUUUACUCUCAAGCGUAAUCCUACUUCUGUUUUUGUUCAGUGGCUUAAUGGUUUGAAAUCCCCCAAAUUAUAACUAAUAAAUGAUAAAUCAGAUAAAUUAUUUGUUAUUUUGAUUCCCACUAAAGUGAAUCCAAUAUUCCUUGACUUCAAGUGGAAAAUUUGUUUUUGCAUCUUUCACUAUAUGCUGUCUGUAUAACUUCCAAAUCACUUUUGUUAUCCAGCCAGUAUCAUUUCGGCUAUGCUGAUUCAAACAGCAUAUUGGGUACACCAGACCUUUGAAAAAGCAGAUUUCAAAUGUGAAACUUUCUAUGAACAAGCAUGAUCUCCAGCUUGCCUUCCCACAACCCACCCCAUUUAAAAUAAAAUUAAAGGACUGCAUGACUAUAUAUAUUGGAUUUCAACUACCGUAGUUUUCUAUAUGAUUUUUGACAAGGAAAUACUUACUUAAAUAUUCCUAGUCCCAUUGCCUUGUCUGUCUCCAGCAACAUCUUGGCUAUAUUCAUAAUUUUAAUGAUAGGAUUCUUCCUGGACAUUUCUUCUCCAGCAAAAAGAUUAUGUAUAUCCCUAUGUCAGGAGUUAUGAAAAACUGGUUUACAAAGUGUCUUGGAUUUUAAAUGGCUGAAACUGGUUUUACAGAAGAUAAAUUCAGUGUAGCAUGAAGCUGGACAGCCUGACCUAAAAAUGAUUGGCUGCUGCUAUACCAAUGUAUUUUCACCAGCGUUAGCUAGUCAUGUUCCUAGUCCUUGUUGGCAACAUAAGCUCACGUCACAUGUAAAUACCACAUAUUGUAGCCCUUCUUGACCAAGGGGACAUUCAGCUUGAAACCAGAACAGAAAUAAGAAAGUUAUGUGGGCUGAGGAAGUGGGAGAAAGAGGUGGAAAAGCAGAGUCAUAGUAAAUAGGGGAGUCUUGAAUCUGCUGACUUUGGAUUGCUUCUUCUAGAAGGUGUUGAAAGAGAAUUUGCUAUACAGGCUAAAUGAGAUUCCUCCCCUCUUUAUAAAUGUUAAUUGAACCUGUUGUGUCUUAUUGUUGGUCAUUUCCCUUCAAGCGUAUUCCCCUUAGUUUCAUUAAGUAUUUGUGGUUUCCCAGCUUGCCACAUUAGUACUAAAAGACGAAAUACUUUUAAAGCCCAAGAGGUAUGUCAUGAAGAUAUUGUUUUGCUCUUGAGAAUUUUAAGCAGGAACAAAAGAAUAAAUAAAUAAUAGCACAGUUCAUUGUGAUUCUGAAGAAAUACAGAAAUGGAUUGUGAACCACAUUAAAACUUACAUUUUCUCAUGUCCUUCUGGUGGUGAAAACACACAAUUUGCAAUUCAUGUAUGUGGGUGUGGGUAUGUUCUAAACAGAUAAUGGUUGUAGUAGGAGGGGGAAAUAAUUCAUGAUGACCCAUAAUUCAUUAAGCAGUCCACAGCAUUGUUAAUCUUGCAUGAACUUUACAUUCCUUGAGAUGUAAGUGUGUGAUCACUAGGGUAUUGUUCUGGUUACAACCAACAUAAAAACAGAUACUUUCUUUCAAGAAUGGAAGUCUCUGACAACCCUCUUUUGCACAUCCUUCCAAAUAAAAAUACGUCUAGCACAGGCUGUUUCAGAUUUCACAGUACAAGCAAAUGUCCACCAGGUAAUCCAUGCCCAACAAGUGUAAAAGGUUUUGCUUUUCUUUUUGAAGUUCACAAGUUAUGUGGUGAUAAGUGUCUACUUCUUACCAUGUUUCCAUGGAGAGCACUCCAGACUUUCUUAUGUUUAGAUACCUCUGUCUACACCAGCUUUGCAAGUACCCCUCUCCCACAAAAUUACUAGCCUGCCUUUUCCCCCAUGUCAGCCUACUGUGAAUUGGCAGAGGAGGGACAGAGCUGCAGCAGUUACAUUCCUGGGCUGGGUGAGGCAAGAGGGGGCUUCCCUCUUCUGGCUGCCUGCCUGGUUUCUCUGUUGGGCACAUUCAACGGCUCACUCACCUGCUUGGCAACCCUUGUCUCAUAUGGGUACUAGGCUAUAGCUUGCAAACAAGGCUGGUGUACGCCACUAGUUUUCUGACUACAUUUCUGGCAAAAAAAAAGCACUGUAUUCCAGGUAACAGUGCACAAAUGCUUUCCUCCCAUAGGUUAUCCAUGUAGGGGGGGGAAAUGUGUUUCAGCCCUGAAAGUGCAGUAUCUCUUUUCCUUGUAACUAUGACAUCUAGGUAUUCUUUAGAGCAAGGUUUCUCAAACUUGGGUCUCUGGCUGUUUUUGGACUAUAAUUCCUAUCAUCCCUGACCACUAGUCUUGCUAGCUAGAAAUGAUGGGAUUUGUAGUCCAACAACAGCUGGAGACCCUGCUUUUGAGUAUUUUCAGUAUAAAAAGUGCAAUUCAUAUCAGUGUCCCUAAAUGUUUAUACGUUGUAAACUCUCUGUGUGAGCAAGACCUUAGAUUGAGUGUGUGUUCUGUUGCUUUCUGUUUCAAAUGCGUCAGAACACUGUAUUUGGGGCUGGGAGUAGCGUUGAGCAGGCACAUGCUCUGCAUGAAAAAGCUCUUAAAGCAUCUCCAGGAUCAGGUUGCAGGCGGUGAUGGGAAAGACGACCGAGAUUCUGGGAGCUGCUACAAGUCCAUGUAGCCAAUGCAUUUGGGUAGAUGAACCAGUGGUCUGAUUUUUGUUUAAGGCAGCUUCAUAUGGCCAUCCAAUCUCUUCUCUUCUUCCCUCUUCUCUCUAUCUCUUCUGCAUAAUCUGUCACACAAAGGUUCCAAGGAGGUUUAGUAUCCCGAAGAGUCCUUAUGCACAUGUGGUUUUUUAAAAUUAUAUUUAAAACAGUUACUGUGGGAAUGGUAAAUAUAUUCGCUGGCCUUAUACUGAAAUAAUUGCAUGAUUAAUUUUUUUUUAAUUUACAAAUGCUAGUGUAAUAAUCAAUGCAGUAACCAGUCUGAAUGGCUCUAUUUCAGAAUUGUUUGGUAUUUCUGUGAUAGCAUUCCAUUAGACCACAACAUACAAACUCAGUAACUUUUGUGUGAGUUAGAGCAAGUCACUUGAAGCCACUUGCUGUCAGGAUAGUGCAGUCAGCUCUUCCUUGUACCUUCCAUGAAAACCAAAAGGGUCAGUGUGGCAGUGUUGAUCUGCUCAUUAUGCAUGGAAGCUGCAAGCACAAGAUUUGUUUGCACUUCUGAAUCACCACUUGUAAUCACAUAUUUCAAAGUUAAUUUUAAGGUGGGAAUCUGGUCUCUAAUGAAAUCUGAUAGUUCUUGAAAGUUACAUGAGCAAAGUCAAAUAGUAGAUUGAUUCUUGGAUGUGCAAACCCAGUUUGUAACCUAGUGUCUGAAAUUGGACCUGAGUAAACAAGCACAAAGUCACUGAGAUCAGGAGCAUGUUUCAGGAAAAUGAGACUACAAUAUUUAUAAGUCAAACUGAUACAAUGAAUUAGUUCAAAAUACUAUUCAUAUAAGUAACACUGCUGGAUUCCAGACAAGCCACAAUAAAUCUAAGAUAAACAAUUAUGAAAGUGAGAUUCUUCUUAACCACAGUUUGAUAAUAACUAAUAAACCAUAGUUAUUAACCAUAGAAUAAUUUUUCAAGCUGCCCUAAUGUCUUGAGGGGUUUUGUGUGUUUGACUGAGAAUGGCAGCAUGUUAAAUAUAUACAGUAUAAAUAAGAUGGGGGAGGGCAAAUAAAACUGGACCUCUUAUUUUAGUUUUGAAAUAUGUCUAGGGCCAUGAUACUACAUUCUCAACAGGUUUAAACAGAUGUUAUUCCUAUGCAGAGAAGCAGCUGCUCCUAAUAAAGGACUAAAUACUUUAUUUAUAUCAUAUUUUAGGCUUAUAUUUAUUGUACAGUAUAACCAAAAAUAAAACCUCAGUUUUUUAAAUCCUUUGAAGGAGCUUGUUUACUGCAAGGUAUGAUGUCUCAGGAAGAUCAAUAUCAAAUAUCUUGUUUUUUAAAAGCUCUUGCUGUAUGAAGCCUUCUAAUGGCAUGCUGUGCCUAUGUUGCUAACUCUGCAAAAAUGUUAGUAAUUGUGUUUUUUAAAAUUGUACUGGUGCAAAUCUCAAAAUGCUCUCUAAAAAUAACACUUUGUUGUCUGCAAGAAAGAAGACACUAACACAGCAAGAUGGUUAGAGUACACAAAAUAAUAAAUUAUUUUUUAAAAUAUUGAUUGGCUAUUGCCUCAAAUCAGGUUCAUUUUCCCUUUACAUUAUAUUUAUUAAUAUUCUUGGAGCCAAAACCAGAAGGGGGUGCUUGCUAAACCCUAUUUGCUAGUUUGGUGGUAAAGCAGGGGUGGGGUGAGGCUUUUUCUUAUCUCUAAAAAGAGCAUGUGAAGGAUGGGAAUGGAAGUUCCCUCCCAUCCCCCAUAAAACAAUAGUCUUUUUUUAGUCACUUGUCUAUAUGUAAUCCAAGAAAUUUUUACUUGAUGUCUUUGCUGUUUUUUCGUACCGCAGCCCAAAAGUGACUGGGUUUAUGUUUUCUAUGUGACAUUUGUUUUUCUUUUAUUUGGCUACUGGCCUAAAAUAAUGACAGUUUUAUCCACAUUAAUCAUAAAAAUUCAGUUCUGUAAUUCUGACAUUCCUUCCUAAUUAUUUGCUUUCUCUUGCAGAUAAAUUUGCGCCUCAUUUUGGUAAGCGGAAAAACGAAAGAAUUCUUGUUUUCACCCAAUGACUCAGCAGCAGACAUUGCAAAGCAUGUAUAUGAUAACUGGCCAAUGGGUAAGUAUUACAGACGAGUUUCCCCCACACCUUGUAUUCAGAUGGGGUCAGCCCUGUGCAGAGCUUGCCUGAGGCCCGGGGCGGGAGUCUUGUUAGAAUAAAGUUAUAAACUCAAACAGUGUAAGUGCAGCAGGCCCCUGACAGAGCCCCCUGCCUGCUUAGCCCUGUGAGGCCUGGGACAAGUGAACCCGGCUUCCCCCCUCUACAUGGGCCUGGGUGGGACUCAACAUGGGAUGGUGGUGGUAAAGAAUAUCUUUAUUUUCUAAUGCAGAAUAUCACUGAAUAUUACUGGGCUGGUAAUAGCUCAAAGGGUGAAACCAAAAGUGCCACACUCUUGUAUUUUAUGUGCUUACAGACUUCUAUGCUAACUUUUAUAUGUAUAUUUGUACAUUACUUAGACCAGUGGUUUCUAACACACACACCCUGGAUCACUUGAAUAUUGCUGAGGGUCUGGGUGGGCCAUUUAAUUUUCCCCCUGCCUGUUGUAGCAAUUUUAAUGAGCUAUGCUAGAUUCUAUAUGAUUUUAGUUGCUUCUUAUAUUUUUUUUAUAUUGUACUUUACAAUAUUACAAUUUGAAUUCUGUGGAAGAGUUCACAGGCAUUCCACGGACCAGUAUGAGACCUCCCGCAAGCUUAGACAUUUUCUAAUAUGAAGCAGUCUAGAUUACUCCCCCACAACCCCUCCCAAUAUCCUUUAUAAAAGCUUCAAUUUUCUAAUGGAGCUAAAUGUUUGGCAAUUGUGCAUUUUGAAAUCUCAGCUUGGAGUGAAAAUGUUACUUGGAAACUGCAAAUUUGAUCCUUUAAGCAGAGUGCAGCUCCUUUCAGAACAGGCUGAACUGCUGCCACCUUUGUCAGAUGAAUAGCCUACCAAAAGCUCCUUUGUCUUAUCUGGACUGAGCUUCAGUUUAUUAGAUGUCAUUCUUUCCAUGGCUGACCUUGAGCCCCUUCUUGUUCAGCCGGUCUGCCUCACAUGACUUUGAUAAAAGGGAGAUAGAACUGGUGUCACUGGGUUUAUUUAUUUUUAUUUUUCAUUAUUUAAUUUAAAAUAUUUAUUUAUGCUUGGGCAAGAUUUUUGAAAAGAAGCAUCAGGUCAGGGUACAAAUGUCUAGCGUACAGAUAGAAAUGCAGAAUUUAUCAAGGUGUUCUUGUCUGGAGCAGCAAGGCAAGAAACUUGAUGAGAGGUUAUCACCAACAAGAAAACAAAAGAUCUAGGGAGCCGGUCAGAAAGAGUUGCCCCAAUUUGAAUGGAGAUACAGAAAAUGAUAAAAAGAUAGGAGGAACUGGAGGAUAAAGAAGCAACUAAGAAAUGAGAGAGAGAAAGAGAAGGUGGGAAGACCUGGGAUGGAGGAACAAGAAUGACAAAGCAAGUGCAGGAAGGAAAGGGGCAGGAGGAACAACUGAACCCCAUCCUCAGUUUUUUUGAGAACAAGUGAAAUACUACAAGGCUGGAGGCAGGCAAAUGUCUGUGUCUCCAAAAAGAAUGCCUAGGCAACUGGUUAUUGGUCAGCUUGACAUCAGUACCUGGAAAGGUUCUAGAACAGAUUAUUAAGCUGUCAGUCAGUGUGCAUUUAGGGGUGGGUGGAAGCUGUGAUUGCAAAAAGCCCUUACAAAAAGUCCUGCCAGGCUAACCUUAUCUCCAUCUUUGAUAGAGAGUUAAGUUGCUUGGUUGAUCAUGGGCAUGCUGUGGAUGUAGUAUAUUUGGAUUUCAGCAAGCCUUUUGAUAAAGUCCCCCAUUAUAUUCUUGUUGGUGAGCUAGACAGUGCUGCUGUUUGAAAGAAAUGUGGCUGCUGGUUGGGUCAUACCCACCCAGAGAGUGCUCCUCAACACUUUCUUGUCAAUCCUGGAGCAAAGUGACAAGUGGGGUGCUGCACGAUUUUUUACUAGGCCUGCUGGUUUCUAACACCUUUGUAAAUAAAAGUGCAGAGGAGAUGUUAACCAAAUGUGUAGAAUGACACCAAACUGGGUGGGUAGCUAACACCAUAGACAGAAACAAGGUGAAUGUGAUGUAUCUACAAAUGUUUAGGUAUGUGGUUUCAACAUAAUUGACGUGGUUCCUAUUUUUGUAAAUUCAGUGUUAUUUUGGGAGUUUAUAUGUGAAUUAUGCAGCUGAAUAUUUGUGUAAUAAAUCUCACAGUCUAAUAAAACAAGUAGGACUGGGUUAUGUUACUGAGCUUUUGAUUAAUUGUUCUCAAUAAGUUUUGGGUAGCAACUAGGUUUUAUAUUUUCAAAAACUCAGAACUCAACCAUGGUACAUUUCUUUAUGCCAGAGGGUCCCGAGUGCAGCCUGAAAUCUGCAUGGUACCUACUAGAGGAGACUUUGCCAACCUGGUGCCCUCCAGAUGAUUGGAACUUACAACUUUCAUCAGCUCUCACCAGCAUGACCAAUAGUUGGGGGUGAUGAGAGUUGUAGUAGUCCAAAUCUUCUGGAGGGCACCACUCUUGAAAGAUUCCAUCAACAGUGUCUCCAAAAAAUUUUACGCAUCACUUGGGAAGACAGGCGAACUAAUGCCAGUGUACUGCAAGAAGCAAAGAUCACCAGUGUAAAAGCAAUGAUUCUUCAACAUAAACUUCAUUUGGAUUGGUCAUGUUGUUUGGAUGCCUGAUUAUUGUCAUCCAAAGCAACUACUCUAUUACAAACUUUUAAAAAAUGGAAAACAUAAUGCUGGUGGUAAACAAAUGAGGUUUAAAGACUCUCAAGGCAAAUCUUUAAAAAGUAGUAUAUGACUAUUGGAAAACACUGGCCUGUGAGUGCUCCAACUGGAGAACAGUCUUUACCAAAGAUGUCAUGGACUUUGAAGACGCUCGAACUCAGAACGAAAGGGAGAAAUGUGCUAAGAGGAAGGCACGUUUGGCAAACCCUCACCAUGACCAGGGACGCGGGUGGCGCUGUGGGUUAAACCACAGAGCCUAGGACUUGCUGAUCAGAAGGUCGGCGGUUCGAAUCCCCGCGACAGGGUCCCAGCUCCUGCCAACCUAGCAGUUCAAAAGCACGUCAAAGUGCAAGUAGAUAAAUAGGUACCGCUCCGGUGGGAAGGUAAACAGCGUUUCUGUACACUGCUCUUGUUUCGCCAGAAGCAGCUUAGUCAUGCUGGCCACAUGACCCGGAAGCUGAAUGCCAGCUCCCUUGGCCAAUAAAGCAAGAUGAGCGCCGCAACCCCAGAGUCGGCCACGACUGGACCUAAUGGUCAGGGGUCCCUUUACCUUUACACCAUGACCAACUUCCACCUGGAAACCUAUGUCCCCACUGUGGAAGGACAUGUGGAUCCAUAAUUGGCCUUCACAGUCACAGACAUACUGUUAAGACCGUGUUCAUGGAAGACAAUAUUACUUGGCUAUGAGUGAUUGCCAAAGAAGAAGAAAGAAGAACGUGGGAAGCAGCACUUGUGGUUUGUUUCUUCCCUGACGUCCCAAAGGAAAGAGCAAAGCACUUAACUUAAAACAAUUGCUUGCUUUUACCUAUGGUUUAAAGUGACGUAUGACCUGGUGACUAAAUACAGGCUCCAUGGCUCCAUCAACCAGCUUUCCCCCUCUCUCACCCAAGUUUUGUUUAACCUCCAACAAGAUGAAGCAUACUGGAGAACUUGAGAGCUUACUCACUGUUUUGUGGCAGUUUGGUUGACCUAAUAAAGGUAUUGCCUUGCUGUGGUUCUGGAUUUAUUUAUUUUUUGUAAUAGCGGUUUGUUACUAUUACAGUAAUUAAAUCUGUAAAUGGAAUUGUUGUUGUUAGCUGAUAUUGGCUGAAGUGCCUGCCUUAUCUAUUCCUUUUCCAACUGGUCCCACUGCCCCUUUUUAGAAUUGAAGGGAAGUCUUGCCUGCUUUAUAGCAAGCAAUAAAAGCUCUCAUACCUGUAAUUAUGUUUAUGCAGUGUGUUGUAUAGUCUAAUAAGGCAGGGUAUAAAUGGAGACUUAAAAGAUAAACAAGACAGUGAAUGCACUUGACAAAUAUUUUUGCUACUUUUUUUCAGACUGGGAAGAAGAGCAAGUAAGCAGUCCAAAUAUUCUGCGACUUAUUUAUCAAGGACGGUUUCUUCAUGGCAACGUGACAUUAGGAGGUAAUGAAAUAAAUUCAGUUGGAGACGGUGGUUCUGUGGGUGAUCUUUGUCUGAUUUAUAAAAUGCAAGAAAUGGACUUCCUGGCGUAGUUAGUGAACCAAGGAAGCCUAUGACAGGAACAUAUAUACCUGAGGGCACACAUGGUGCAGCCUUUCUCCGCCUUAAGAAAGACAACGCAAGGUGGAAGCAAAGAGGUCCAGUCUUAGGAACUUGUGACAUCGGCUUCUAAAAAGACCAUCAGAUGGCCCAAGAGGAGGACCCUUAACACUCUACAUUUCAUACCAUAUAUUAGGGCCAUUGUUUUAAAAUGGCAUUGGGUUUCUUGGCAGAAAGGCAAUAUAUAAAUACAAUACAAAAAUAAAAGUUUGUCCUUAGUAAACAGACAGCAUGAUCCCCAGUUAGAGCACUUUGGGUGUUGUUGGUUUUUACUUGGGGAAUUCAGCAAAGGCUCUUAUUAAAAUCAGUGGUACUUAAUAAGUUCUCAGCUUUGAGCAUGAUCCCACCAAUGUUUUUAAUUAAAGUUGCAAUUUUGUGUUCCAUUACACAUGCAAUUGAGUACUAGGCUAUAACUCUUAAAAAUUCAAAGGUUCAAUAUAUUUAAAGGGGUUAUCAUUCAGUGGUCUGCGGUGUAUCACAUUUUUAAUUUCUCUUCAGGUAUUACUGCAGUAAAUAUCAUCUUGGAAAUGAUGGUACUAAUUACCAGGAGUUAAUAGCAGUCCUCUCUUAAUUGGAAAAGUGAUUUGAUUUCAGUCUUCAUAUGCCUCCCGUACUACAUACAGUCCUUAGAAUCUGUAUUCUAAAUAUUAUGCGAAUUGCAUAACAGUGACCUAAAUCUUAGCACUGUGGCUGGGCAGAUUGAGAACUGGAAUAAGGGGAAGCUUUCUUGCUGUGUCUAGCAUAGCCAUGAGGUUCCAAAUGAUUAGUUAUAAAAGACUGGAAUCACUUGGAGUAGAAAAGCAGUUCAAUUGUGCCCCCUUGUGGCAUGCACUUCUACCUGGUUUUUACUGUAUAGUGAACUGCACUCAGAGUUAUUGCCAACUUUUUGAAUACUGAGUUUCACUGCAGUAUUCGUAUUCAUGAUAAAAUUUCAGAUGGAAUAUAAAUUGAAUUUGGGUGUGAGUGUGCAUACUUGGAAGUUUGCAUGCAUGUACACUAGAAACAAUUGUUCUGGCUUGCUGAGAUUAGCUUUCCUAACAGGUCAAAUCUCCCACUAACCAGUUUGACUGUGUGCCAAUUUGCAUUAUUGGUUAAUUUCAAAUGUGUGACUGCAAAUAUCCCAAAAUAGUAAGCACAAAGUAGUUGGCCAGGAUUAUUCAGCACUGAAGAGAAAAGGCUUGUCAGAGGGUUUCUCUUAUCCUUAAAAGGGGUCUGGCAAAUCAUAAAGAUUUAUUUACACCGCUCACAUUCCUUCAGAUGAACUUCCUCACUGUCUGUCUUUGCAUCUAGCUCAGACAGUAGAACAUGAGACCCUUAGUCUCAGGGUCGUGGGUUCAAGCCCAAAUGUUGAACAAAAAGAUCCCUGCAUUAUAGGGGGUUGGAAUAGAUGACCCUCUGGGUUCCUUUACAACUUUGUGAUUUUAUGAUUCUAUAUCAAGUAAGCAUGAAGAAUUUCUACUGGAGCAGGGAACUUCAGAGGAAGCAUGCUGAAGUUGUACUGAAAUCUGUGAUGGUAUAUACAAAUCUGCUAGAUUUUACUUGAGCAUUUUAUGCUUGCUCUGAAUUUUAGCCAGUAUUUUUAUACACAUUUCUAAAAAAAACCAUGCAUUUUAGUACAUAUAAAUAUGUUGAUGGUGUUAUGGUAUGGAAAAUGCUGAUAAGUCAAGGAGAAUUUAAAACCAGCUGUGUUAUCCCAGUUCCAUCCCAUUGUACUUCCAAGGAGCUUGAGGUUGCAUGUAAGGUUCUCUCUCCUGUGACCAAUCCUCACAGCAAAGGUAGGCUAGGCUGAGUGGAGUCACCCAGUUAGCUUUGUGACUGAGUGGAGUUUUAAACCCAAGUUUCCUUGUUCCUAGGCUGACAAAUAAUUGGUUUAAGAAACAUGGCUUUCUUUAUUAUCAGAAACAAGCCAAACAAAUGCUUAAAUUUAGGUUUGUAUUGACUGUUUCAAAUAUUGGGGCAUCAAAGGACUGGGAACAAUAUUUUAUUCUCCCUUUCUGCAACUUAUAUUUGUAAGCUGCUGUUCUGAGAGCUCCAGCUGAAAAGUGACUAAUUAAAGUGACAAGAAAUAAAUCAAAUGGUGAAAGCUUGCACUUUUGGAAAAUAAGCAGUUUGGAUAUUGUAUAUUACUGUAUCUAUAGGGAUGAAGAAGUGUAUUAACAAGUAAUUCUCUCUCCCCACACACAGCAUUAAAACUUCCUUUUGGCAAGACGACAGUGAUGCAUUUGGUGGCUAGAGAGACGUUGCCAGAGCCAAACUCUCAAGGUAAGCUGAUGCUUCUAACUUGGACUCAAUGGACACAUAUUCAAAGUAUCUGCACUUUGGUUGCAGUCUCUUGGUGACUUAUUAAAAUGUUGUGCUGAGGAGAAAUCUAAAGGUUUUUGUGUGGUUCUUAGAACACGUGAAUUUAUAUUUACACUUGAAAAUGUAACUUCCCUUUUAAGGGCAUGUGACCAAAGCUCGUAGUGCUCAUUCAAAAUUAUUCUGCUCCUUUGUGUUGCACACAGAGAGUAAUAUUUUGCACUAAUCAUCUUGAAAACAUUUUCUCUGUUCUGCAGGUCAGAGGAAUCGUGAAAAAACUGGAGAGAGCAAUUGCUGUGUGAUCCUGUAAAAGCUCUGCUGUAUCUACUAUUUGUGAUGUAUAAUAGUUUUCGUCUUUCAUGCCGCUGGACUAGAGGAGACCAACAUUGCUUCAAACACCCUUAGGACAAGCCUGUCUGAAUCCAUUGAACUGAAAUAUUACAUGAACGCUGUCACUUUUUUUUUCUAGAACAAUGAACACUUUUUUAUUUCUACGUUUUAGGUUGUUGAACAAGCUUAUUAAUACAUCACUUCUCCACUUCUCCAAUGCAUUCUCUCUCCAAGGAAAGGUUAACUAUUCUCAACAGGAAUCAUAUUGCUGCCAUAAGAUCAUCCUUAACCUGAACUUUAACCAAUCAAGAUUUCUAGAUGCAAUUUGCACUAAAAAUGGUUGACGAUAUAUAGACCUCAUCAUCAAAAGCUCUUAAGUAUUUCAAACACAGAGAAAUGAAUCAGCACUGGAAAAUACUAUCAGCAGUCUUAUUCUUUAAAUUCAGUAACGGCCAACUGAAAGGGGGGGAAAUAACUACUAAGUAAGUAAAUUCUACCUAAGUCAACCUUGGUGGCCAAACUGGCACAAAAUACUAACUAAAAUUGUCUGACUAUAGACAUAUAUAUAUAUUCACUGCAACAAACUAUGUGCCUGUAAUUUUAAAGCACUCUGUAGAGGGCUGUUGAAACUGAUUUUUUUCAUUGAUAUGCACUCUUCUCGUACAUUAGUUGAGUGCUUGUUCAGACAGCACAAAUAAGUGCAGAGAGUGCAUUUCCUAGCCUUAAUAUGGGAGGGGCAAUUUCCUGUAGUUCAUAGGCUUUUAUUAAUGUGCAUAAAUAUUAGAAGACCUCAUUUACUAAUCAAUUUUAUGUCUUUGAAUAUCAGCAAUUGAUGUUUUUCAAUCAUUCUUAUUCAUCCGUACCUUAGUGUCCAGUGUCAUGCUUACUCAUUAGUGACUUCAAACAAAUAAUUAAAAGGAAAAAUGAAAAAAAGAAAAGAAAAACCUCUGCCAUAUGAUGAGAUUUUGUUUGUUUAUUUUAUGUGCAUUUGGUGUUAGUGCUUGCAAUUGUAUUGGAAAUCAAAAACUGGUUUUUAAAGCAUACAUAUUUAGAAAGGAUGCCAUUCGUUUUCUUCAUAUAAUUUAAAAAUUGAUAUGCUAAAAAAAAUUGCACAGCACUAAAGCAUGAGUUAGUUUCAUCUAAACCUGUAAAAAAUAUAAAAGAUUUUAUAUUUUUCCGCUAGGGAGAAAUUCUUCCUAGUUGAAAUUACAAAUGUGUAGAAUAUAUUUAAUAAAAAUCUUAUAAAAACAUAACUAUAGAACUUAAAUAUAGAUUGGAGUGUAGAAUAAUACAACAAUAAUCCAUAUAAAUAGCUCUAGGCUUUUAAGAAAAAAUUGCAGGUUGACAUUUGUGUUCUGUACUUGAGUCCAUGGCCCUUACAAACGUUCUGUGUUUUCUGAAUGAUCAACUUCAUUUAAAUGUAAUCAGGUUAUUUUAUUCAAUGUUAUUGCUUUGACAAAAUGCUUUAUAUGCAGUAGGCCUACAAAGAUAUUGUUCAUAAUGAUCAAAAUUAAAUUUGUAUAGAGCAGAGUUUUAAAACAAAUUGUAAAUAGCACUAAACAUUUUCUUUCUGCAACCUGUACUGAUAGAUUCUUCUCUAAACUAAAUAAAAGAAGAAUAUUGUAGUGCACUUGGUUGUGAUUUGAAAGCUAUGACCUGAUCUGUAUUGGGCAUCAGUGUUUUAAAGUCAUGAAGAGCAUGUGCAAUGGAAAUAUCCCUUCCUGAUUUUCUUUUUAAAUUAAUACUUGGGUUGAAAUCCGAGACUGUAAACUUUCUUCGGAACAGGGAUGGAGGCAUUUUGGAUAUGCUUGGCCUCAGCUGUGCAGGACUUUAUAAAUCCACAAACUCGCGUUUACCCACCCCUGGAGUCAAUGAAUUGAUUGGGUAACCAAUGCUAAUAGUUAAAACACCGUUAGAACUUAACUUAUGAAACUGCAUGAGCAUGAGAAAUCUUAGUAUUUUAGCAUUCAAAAACCUAACGGUUAAUUAAAAAAAUGUGUGCAUUCAGCUAUUGGCAACCCUGUUCACUAUUGACCCGCUUGCCAUUUCUGUUUCAAAACAGCAGCAGUUUACUCCCAAAGCUUUUAUUUUGAAGAGACUGUUAGCAAUGCAACCUCAUCUUAGCCAAUGCCUUUAGUUUGGUCCCAGCAUCAUAAGCAGCAACUCAGUUGGGUGCUUUCUACACUUGCUCAGUUUCACAUUAAUUGUACCUGAAAACUCUGGCAGUACACUUCAUUUUUAGAAUGACUUCAAAUUGAGUUCUGGGGAUUUAUUUGAAACUGUCGGGAAAGAAGGCCACAUAGGAGUAGUAGAGAUCCAAACAUGUAAAAUAAAUGCACAUAAUCCAACAAGUUGGUGAGAAAAUUUUGCAGCAACUAUUGGAUAGAAUACUGGUCUUUACAAGUUUACAGAAUGAUGUGUUAAAGUGGAAAUGAGGCCUGUUUUCCCUCUAGGACUACUGCCUGAUUAAAGAACAUUUAGCUGAUUCAUUAUCUGUCGUUAAUUGGGUCUUUACACUUGCAUGCUGCAUUUUUGAGAAAUUGAACUGAGAGAGAAUUGAAUAAACAAGCUAUCAACUGUUUGGGGGGCGG